Molecule: messenger RNA, 2848 nt
Organism: Erigeron canadensis
Lineage: Eukaryota; Viridiplantae; Streptophyta; Magnoliopsida; Asterales; Asteraceae
Exons: 25
Coding region: 90-2714 (874 amino acids)
Molecular function (GO): methyltransferase activity; oxidoreductase activity
Source: RefSeq, a predicted model, not a curated record
UUUCUUAACUUGGGGGUGCCCCGGCAUCCUUCUCCUAGUCCAUCUUCUUCUACAACACAAAUACAUUAAUUAUUUAAGGUAGGAGCGGCAUGAUGAGAGUGGCGGUGGUUGGUGCGGGGAUAAGUGGGUUGGUGUCAGCAUACGUAUUGACAAAAGCUGGCGGGGUGGAUGUGGUGUUGUACGACAAGGAAGACUACCUCGGUGGUCAUGCCAGAACCGUCACCGUCGACGACCACCACCUUGAUUUGGACCUCGGUUUCAUGGUCUUCAAUAGGGUGACAUAUCCGAACAUGAUGGAGUUAUUUGAGACGCUUGGAGUGGAUACUGAGAUUUCUGAUAUGUCCUUCUCUGUGAGCUUGGAACAAGGGAAUGGUUGUGAAUGGGGCAGUCGAAAUGGUUUAUCAGGUUUAUUUGCACAGAAAAGGAAUGUUCUAAAUCCUUACUUCUGGCGGAUGAUUCGAGAGAUUACCAAGUUUAAAGAUGAUGUUUUGAGGUACCUCGAAGACGUUGAACACAACCAAGAUAUUAGCUGCAACCAAACAUUGGGGGACUUCAUCAAAUCACAUGGUUACUCUGAAUUGUUUCAAAAGGCUUAUCUUGUUCCAAUAUGCUCCUCCAUUUGGUCCUGCCCUGCACAAGGAGUUAUGACCUUCUCUGCUCUUUCUGUUCUCUCAUUUUGCCGCAAUCACCAUCUACUUCAGCUUUUUGGUCGCCCCCAGUGGUUUACUGUAAGAUGGCGUUCACAGGCUUAUGUAAAAAAGGUGAAAGAAGUACUGGAAAGUAGAGGCUGCCAAAUAAGAACAAGUUGUGCUGUUCAGUCUAUCUCAAACUUAUCCAAUGACGCAGCAGGUUGUUUAGUAGUGUGUGAAGAUGGAUCUGAAGAAAGAUAUUCGGGGUGCAUAAUAGCCACACAUGCACCGGAUACCCUCAUGAUGUUAGGAGAAGAAGCUACUCAUGAGGAAACAAGAAUACUUGGGUCUUUUAAUUAUGUCUAUAGUGAUAUAUUUCUACAUCGUGACAAAAGUCUAAUGCCCCGAAACACAUCAGCUUGGAGCGCAUGGAACUUUCUUGGAACAGUCGACAACAAAGCUUGCUUAACCUACUGGUUAAAUGUACUUCAGAACAUUGAUAACAAUGGGCUCCCAUAUCUGGUUACAUUGAACCCACCCCGAACACCCGAAAAUACGAUGCUUAAGUGGACAACUGGGCAUCCGGUCCCAUCAGUCACUGCAUCCAAGGCUUCACUUGAGCUUCCUCAGAUUCAAGGGAAGAGAGGAAUCUGGUUCUGUGGGGCAUACCAAGGUUACGGUUUCCAUGAGGAUGGACUAAAGGCUGGCAUGAUUGCUGCAAACAGUGUGCUUAAUACGAGAUGUGAAAUUCUCAACGACCCUAAACAUAUGGUACCCUCUUUGAUGGAAACAGGUGCACGGUUCUUUGUUGCCCGGUUCCUUCAGAAUUAUAUUGCUAUGGGCAGUUUGAUUUUAUUAGAAGAAGGAGGUACCAUGUUCACCUUUGAAGGGACCAGAAAGAAGACCCCUUUAAAAGUUUAUUUGAAAGUUCACAAUCCCCAAUUUUAUUGGAAGAUUGUUACAGAAGCUGACUUAGGUCUCGCUGAUGCGUACAUAAACGGAGACUUCUCCCUUGUUGAUAAAAAACGGGGCAUUAUAGAUAUGUUCAUGAUUUUCAUUCUUAACAGAGAUUUAGAAAGUUCUGCCUCCAGCUCCAGCAAGAGAGGCUGGUGGACACCGAUUUUUUUAACAGCUGGAGUGGCAUCUGCCAAAUAUUUCUAUCAUCAUAUUUCAAGGCAUAAUUCUCUUACUCAAGUACGUAGGAACAUAUCUCGCCACUAUGACCUGAGCAACGAACUAUUUGCCCUUUUCUUGGACGAGACCAUGACAUAUUCUUGUGCAAUAUUCAAGAGUGAAGACGAAGACUUGAAAACAGCACAGAUGAGAAAGAUUUCUUCGUUAAUUGAAAAAGCAAGAGUUGAUAAAAACCAUAAAGUUCUUGAGAUAGGAUGUGGUUGGGGAACUUUAGCUAUUGAAUUAGUGAAACGAACAGGAUGUAAAUACACCGGAAUCACCUUAUCUGAAGAGCAACUCAGAUAUGCAGAAACGAAAGUGAAGGAAGCCGGCCUACAAGACCAAAUCAGAUUUCUACUGUCCGACUAUAGGCAAUUACCAGAAACUUACAAAUAUGAUAGAAUAAUAUCCUGCGAAAUGCUAGAAGCGGUUGGACACGAAUACAUGGAAGAGUUCUUUGGGUGUUGUGAAUCGGUACUGGCAGAAAAUGGACUAUUUGUCUUGCAGUUCAUAUCAAUCCCUGAUGGGAGGUAUGAUGAGUACAGGCGGAGCUCAGACUUUAUAAAAGAAUACAUAUUUCCUGGAGGAUGUUUACCUUCACUUAGCAGAGUAACAACAGCCAUGGCCUCCUCAUCCAGGCUCUGUGUAGAGCAAGUGGAAAAUAUAGGGAUACAUUAUUAUCAAACACUCAGAUAUUGGAGAACAAACUUCAUGGAAAAGCAAAGCAACAUACUUGAUUUGGGGUUCGACCAAAAAUUCAUUCGCACCUGGGAGUAUUACUUUGAUUACUGUGCUGCUGGUUUUAAGACCCACACACUUGGUAACUAUCAGGUUGUGUUCUCAAGGCCAGGAAACACUGCUGCACUAAAAGAUCCUUACAAGGGCAUUACCUCGGCCUACUGUUUGAAUUGAAUGUAAUCUUCACCUGCACUUCAAAAUUCUUACUAGGGCAUCAUCUUGGCCUAUUUUUAAAUUGAAUGUAAUCUUCAUCUGCAUCAAGAUCUUGUACUUACAAAGGCAGCUUAUUAUUGUCUAGACUUCAUCUC